This is a messenger RNA of Gossypium raimondii (Peruvian cotton), 2086 nucleotides long. RefSeq names its product tubby-like F-box protein 8. The transcript is spliced from 6 exons. Gene Ontology annotation, molecular function: protein binding. The record is from RefSeq and is a predicted model, not a curated record. The coding region runs from base 524 to 1801 and encodes 425 amino acids. NCBI's taxonomy places the organism in Eukaryota, Viridiplantae, Streptophyta, Magnoliopsida, Malvales, Malvaceae.
AUAAAAAUCCCCCCCAAAAAAAAAAAAAACAUCAUCAACUCCAAAGAAACCAUAUUAAAGAAAAAAGAAAAUUAUAGAGUGGCCUUUUUUUUGUCCAAUUUUUUAUUUUCUAAGGGUAAACCCGUGAGCUGAAUUGAAUGUGGGUCUGGAGUCCGGAUUAAGAUAAAAAAAGAAAUCAUAGAAUACAAAGCUUCAACAAACAACACUUUAAAGAACCAAAAAAACAAAAAAAGGGACUGUUUUUAGUUGAAUAGUUUUUACUUUUGAUCCAUUUCCAAAAACCCAGAUGUUAUUUCAAUAAGGUUUUCUGGGUUUUUUUUUUUUUUUUGUUCUAGAUCUUGCCUUUGGAUUUGCUGCAUGUUUCAGAUCUUUAGUGGGUUUUGAAGCUUAAAAGCUAUGGCGGUUUGAUCAGAUUCAGGCUUUCAGAUUAUAAGCUGCAGACUCGUAAUCGUACUUUUAUCUGAAAUUUUCAGAAAAAGGCAUUCUAAUUGAGCUGGCUUAGCUUUCUGCUUUGACAAAAAAAAUGUCCUUCCGUAGCAUAGUUCGUGAUGUGAGGGAUAGUUUUGGGAGCUUGUCUAGGCGAAGUUUUGAUGUUAGGUUGAUGGGGCAUCAUAGGGGAAAAUCCCAUGGUUCGUUACACGAUUUGCACGAUGAGCCUGUUGUAGUUCAGAGCAGCCGGUGGGCUAACCUACCCCCUGAGCUGCUUGUCGAUGUGAUCAAGAGGUUGGAGGAGAGUGAGAGCACAUGGCCUACUCGAAAGAAUGUCGUUGCAUGUGCAUCAGUUUGUCGGUCGUGGAGAUUCAUCUGCAAAGAAAUUGUUAAGAGUCCUGAAUUCUGUGGGAAGCUUACUUUCCCCGUGUCUCUGAAACAGCCUGGGCCACGCGAUGGAACCAUCCAGUGUUUCAUUAAAAGGGAUAAAUCUAAAUUAACCUAUCGCCUCUUUCUUUGUCUUAGCCCCGCCCUGCUAGUUGAGAACGGGAAAUUCCUUCUUUCUGCAAAAAGGACACGUAGGACUACUUCUACGGAGUAUAUCAUUUCUAUGAAUGCUGAUAACAUUUCACGAUCAAGCAGCAGUUACAUUGGAAAACUGAGGUCAAACUUCCUCGGCACAAAGUUCAUAAUAUAUGACACCCAACCUGCCUAUACCUCGGCUCAUGUCCCUCCACCAGGCCGGACAAGUCGAAGAUUUUACUCCAAGAAAGUUUCCCCUAAAGUCCCUACUGGCAGCUACAACAUAGCUCAGAUUACUUACGAACUAAAUGUUCUUGGUACUCGGGGUCCACGAAGGAUGCAUUGCAUGAUGCACUCUAUCCCUGCUUCGGCUCUUGACGCCGGCGGUGUUGUCCCUGGCCAGCCCGAGCUUCUCCGUCAUCCAUUAGAGGACUCAUUCAGAAGCAUUUCCUUCUCUAAAUCUCUUGAUCAGUCUGUCGAGUUCAGCAGCUCUCGGUUUUCCGAAAUUGGCACGUCUUAUGACGAUGAGGACGGGAAAAUGAAACCGUUGAUCCUCAAAAACAAGCCCCCAAGAUGGCACGAGCAGUUACAGUGUUGGUGCUUGAAUUUCCGAGGUCGGGUAACAGUUGCUUCAGUUAAGAACUUCCAAUUGAUUGCUGCCACACAACCAGCUGCUGGUGCACCCACCCCAUCAUCUCAACCCGCCCCACCUGAUACCGAUAAGAUAAUCCUACAGUUUGGUAAAGUUGGCAAAGAUAUGUUCACCAUGGAUUACCGUUACCCGCUAUCUGCAUUUCAGGCUUUUGCAAUCUGCCUUAGCAGCUUUGACACCAAAUUGGCUUGUGAAUAGAGAAUAUUAUGAUAGAACAUGGUAAUUGGUGGUCCCACUAAAACCAAAAAAAAAAAAAAAACAAAACAAAAGAUUAAUCACAGACUUCAAUUUUCUUCCCUUUUUUAUUUCUUUUGCCGCUUCUCUUUUAGGGUGACCAUUGGUAGGAUGAGAAAUUGAUACUGUUUGUGUUAUUUGUAAGCUAAUUUGUAUCUUUGAUGCUAUCACCUGAAUGACACAGGCUUGCAUCAUAGUAAACCCUAAAUCCUCUUUAAUUCAUGAAUGAUUAAUCAAGGUGCUUGUUUC